Gossypium arboreum is the source of this 963-nucleotide messenger RNA. RefSeq lists its product as uncharacterized. NCBI's taxonomy places the organism in Eukaryota, Viridiplantae, Streptophyta, Magnoliopsida, Malvales, Malvaceae. Bases 1 to 963 code for a protein of 320 amino acids. The record is from RefSeq and is a predicted model, not a curated record. The transcript is spliced from 2 exons.
AUGCAACAGGAUAAAGGAGAUAGUUUGACCGAGGGAUAUGAAUUAGAGUUAUGGGAUUUCACUUGCAUCAGUGUGACUCAGAACGACCUGCAAGAGUUAAAGGAUAUAUGGAAUAGUUGGAAUGGUGAAGUCAAACAACUCUUUUACUGUAACUACGGUGACUUACCCUAUUUGCUCGAUGUAAAAGUGGACAAGUACUUAUUUCGGGCCCUCGCACAAUUUUGGAACCCCGCUUACAGUUGCUUCACUUUUGGAGGAAUUGAUUUAGUACCUACGGUGGAGGAAUAUAUGGCGUUACUUAAUUGCUCGAAGAUUCAGGCUGAUAGGGCUUAUUCAAGACCUGUCAACAUUCCUCCCUUUUUGAAGAAAUUGAUGAAUAUCACAGGGAUGAGCGAACAAUGGGUUACGGCCCGCAUCAAGGAAAAAGGGGAUAGUAAAUGUAUUCCUUGGAGGAAUUUGAGGGACUUGAUCCUUGCACACCCAGAUUCAAAAAAAAAGGUUGAUGUUUUUGCCUUAAGCAUCUACGGUUUGAUCGUCUUUCCUAAAGCACUUGGACACAUAGAUAAAGUCGUCUCAGAUUUAUUCGAUCGACUUGAUAAAGGUACCACACCCGUCCCAGCAAUCCUAGCAGAAACUUUUCGAUCCUUGAAUGCAUGCCGGACAGCAGGCAAAGGAAGAUUUAUUGGUUGCGCACAACUUCUUUUAGCUUGGUGCGGUGAUUUUGACUGGGUCCCUCUGGCUGGAAUAUGGGGGCCUGUUGGAUACGCUCCACUGAUGGUGUUAAGACAGUAUCGAUCAAGGCAGUUUAUACUGGUGACACAAGGGUUGGCACAAUGUGAGUUCCCCUAUAAAGACAACAAUUAUAAGAAGAGGGUUCGCGAGAUAUCAGAUGCAUGGAACCAAACUCGAAGAAUGAAAGGAUUCACCGCAGGCCCGAUGACGACCCCUAAGUAUGAAUGGUGA